UACCAUCUCACAUGUAUUGUAGCUGAACCAGAGUCUGAACGUACAACUUUUUACUCUAGUUUAAAUAAAUGCACUUGUUUAUAUACGGUGGAUGCAGUCGCUGAUCACAGCAGUGCUCGUCUGAGUUCUCUUUACUUUUGCAGUAUAUUUGCGUUGUGUAACAAAGGGGAUUUCUUUUCUGGAGUAGUGUCCUUCAUCGCUUCUUGAAAUGCGACUCACCCUGCGGGCUUUGAUUUCCCAUGGCCGAGUGGCUCGUCGGAUGGGACUCGGACCUGAGUCCAGAAUCAACAUGCUUCGGAACAUACUCACUGGUCUGGUUCGACACGAGAGAAUAGAGACAACAAGAGCCCGAGCCGAUGAAGUUCGCUUUUACGCUGAAAAGAUGAUUGAUUAUGCAAAAAAGGGAGAAACUGAUGAAAAGUCAAUGAAAAUGGCUGAUUUCUGGCUAACAGAAAAAGAUUUGAUCCCCAAACUCUUCAAAGUUCUGGCGGUAAGAUUUGAGAAUCAGACAGCUGGAUAUACGCGCAUGGCCCGCAUUCCUAACAGAGAGAAUCUGGACCACGCAGCCAUGGCUGUCCUGGAGUACAAAGGCAACCCUUUCCCUCCCCUGAUCCCCGUGAAACGUGUCCGUGAACUGAGCUUGAUAAACCAACUUCUGAAAGGGUACCGAGAAGAAAAAGCUCUAAUGGUCGCUGAGAAAAAGGACUUCUAAUCUUGCACUGUAUUUGUACAUUAUAUUUCAUUCAUGUCAUAAACCAGUAUACAUUUAAUUAAAAUA
Messenger RNA from Rhinichthys klamathensis goyatoka, 778 nucleotides. RefSeq names its product mitochondrial ribosomal protein L17 (gene mrpl17). The transcript is spliced from 3 exons. Gene Ontology annotation, molecular function: structural constituent of ribosome. The record is from RefSeq and is a predicted model, not a curated record. Bases 209 to 712 code for a protein of 167 amino acids. Gene Ontology annotation, biological process: translation. NCBI's taxonomy places the organism in Eukaryota, Metazoa, Chordata, Actinopteri, Cypriniformes, Leuciscidae. Gene Ontology annotation, cellular component: mitochondrial large ribosomal subunit; ribosome.